AGAUGCUCAAGUUGAUGCCACCCCACGCACGUGAGGCUGGGAUCAGGGGUGGCACUGACCCGGCUGGGGAGCCCACUCCCGAGGUACGACCCAGGGAUGUGCACAGCCACAUUCCAAAGACGCACGGGAUGAGAUCAGCCCGGGUGACCCUGGGACUUUGCCCUCCUCGGCAGGAGCCGGUCCUAUGCACCCUGUGUGCCUGUCCAUCUGGAAGGCCCAGCAUGAGAGGCCCAGCCAUCCUCCUCACUGUGGCUCUGGCCGCGCUCCUGGCUCCCGGGGCCGGGGCACCGGUACAAAGUCAGGGCUCCCGGAACAAGCUGCUUCUGGUGUCCUUCGACGGCUUCCGCUGGAACUAUGACCAGGACGUGGACACCCCCAACCUGGAUGCCAUGGCCCGAGACGGGGUGAAGGCACGCUACAUGACCCCCGCCUUUGUCACCAUGACCAGCCCCUGCCACUUCACCCUGGUCACCGGCAAAUAUAUCGAGAACCACGGGGUGGUUCACAACAUGUACUACAACACCACCAGCAAGGUGAAGCUGCCCUACCAUGCCACGCUGGGCAUCCAGAGGUGGUGGGACAAUGGCAGCGUGCCCAUCUGGAUCACGGCCCAGAGGCAGGGUCUGAGGGCUGGCUCCUUCUUCUACCCGGGCGGGAACGUCACCUACCAAGGGGUGGCCGUGACGCGGAGCCGGAAGGAAGGCAUCGCGCACAACUACAAAAAUGAGACGGAGUGGAGAGCGAACAUCGACACGGUGAUGGCGUGGUUCACGGAGGAGGACCUGGAUCUGGUCACACUCUACUUCGGGGAGCCAGACUCCACGGGCCACAAGUACGGCCCCGAGUCCCCGGAGAGGAGGGAGAUGGUGCGGCAGGUGGAUCGGACCGUGGGCUACCUGCGGGAAAGCAUUGCUCGCAACCACCUCACAGACCACCUCAACCUGAUCAUCACAUCCGACCACGGCAUGACGACCGUGGACAAGCAGGCUGGCGACCUGGUCGAAUUCCACAAGUUCCCCAACUUCACCUUCCAGGACAUCAAGUUUGAGCUCCUGGACUACGGACCAAACGGGAUGCUGCUCCCUAAAGAAGGGAGGCUGGAGAAGGUGUACAAUGCGCUCAAGGAUGCCCACCCCAAGCUCCACGUCUACAAGAAGGAGGAGUUCCCCGAGGCCUUCCAUUACGCCAACAACCCCAGAGUCACACCCCUGCUGAUGUACAGCGACCUUGGCUACGUCAUCCACGGGAGAGUUAACGUCCAGUUCAACAAUGGGGAGCACGGCUUUGACAACAAAGACAUGGACAUGAAGACCAUCUUCCGCGCUGUGGGCCCCAGCUUCAAGGCGGGCCUGGAGGUGGAGCCCUUUGAGAGCGUCCACGUGUACGAGCUCAUGUGCCGGCUGCUGGGCAUUGUGCCCGAGGCCAACGAUGGGGACCCGGCUACCCUGCUGCCUAUGCUGCACACAGAGUCUGCUCUUCCGCCUGACGGAAGGCCUGCUCUCCCGCUCAACGGAAAGUCUGCUGUCCUGCCCAGCAGUUGGGCCCUCGUUGUGAUGGGACUGCUGGGGACCAUGAUUCUUCUGUCUGAGGUCGCAUAACGCCCCAUGGCUCAAGGAAGCCUCCGGGAGCUGCCCGUAGGCCCCGGGCCGGCUGUCUCGCUGUGAUGCUCUGCUGGUGGCGGACGGACCCUGCCUCCCCAGCUUAUCCCAGGCCAGAGGCUGCAUGCCACUGUCCCCGGCAGCACCAGCCCCUGCUUGGCUGUUAUGGCGCUGGUAAUAAGCCCCGCAGCCCAGGUCCAGGACCUCCGGCGCGCAGGUCCCAUAACCGGCCCCCGGCCCCUGCCCCUCCCACUCGGGCCCCUCCUCCUGCAAACCCCGCUCCCGAAGCGGUGCUGCCGUCUGCGGCCACGCGGGGGCACGCGGGAGCUCUGCGGGCGCGGGGACCUGCAGACCCGGCCUCGGUCACCUGGGAGGGGCCCGCCCCGGCACAAAGCACCUGUGGGAAUAAAGGCCAAGCCGCGACAGUCAGCA
Mandrillus leucophaeus (drill) is the source of this 2030-nucleotide messenger RNA. RefSeq names its product ectonucleotide pyrophosphatase/phosphodiesterase 7 (gene ENPP7). The transcript is spliced from 6 exons. NCBI's taxonomy places the organism in Eukaryota, Metazoa, Chordata, Mammalia, Primates, Cercopithecidae. Bases 3 to 1598 code for a protein of 531 amino acids. The record is from RefSeq and is a predicted model, not a curated record.